This is a messenger RNA of Entamoeba histolytica HM-1:IMSS, 3222 nucleotides long. Its product is annotated as protein tyrosine kinase domain-containing protein. NCBI's taxonomy places the organism in Eukaryota, Evosea, Mastigamoebida, Endamoebidae. The transcript has a single exon. Gene Ontology annotation, biological process: protein phosphorylation. The record is from RefSeq and is a predicted model, not a curated record. The coding region runs from base 1 to 3222 and encodes 1073 amino acids. Gene Ontology annotation, molecular function: ATP binding; protein kinase activity.
AUGUGCCAAAAUAUUAAUAUAUCAGUUUGUGGAGAUGGAAUUGUUGAUGUGUUUGAUGAAGAAUGUGAUUCUACAGAACAUUGUACAAAUUGUUAUUGUGACAAUGGGUAUGAAAGUGUUAAUAGUGUUUGUGUUCCUAAAUGUGAUAUUGAAGGCUGUAUUGGUGGUUGUAUUAGUCCAAAUGAAUGUACUCGUUGUAUUGAACCUGAGUAUCAAUGGGAUUGUCAUAGUUGUGGAAAUGGAUAUCAUAUAGAAGGUUUUAUGAAUUGUGUUCCAUAUAAUUUGAGUGAUGUUUAUGGUUGUUAUAAAAUGUUAACUGACACUUCUUUGAGUACUGUUAAAACAAUUCAAUUGGACUCUUCGUUAUUAAGUAAUACUCAAGAAUACACAUUAUAUUUAAAAGAUUUUAGACUAACUGUUGGUCAUUGUAAUUCUGCAUUUAACCCACGUUCUCCUUAUGUUAAAGGAAUUUGGAUUGAACUUAAUGUCAUUGAUGAAGGGUAUUAUAUUAUUGAAACUGAAAAAGAAUAUUCUAAAACAUUGAUUGAAUAUAUUAAUGCUCAACAAUUUCGUUAUGGAUUUGAUUCAGUUAUAACUGUACAAAAUGAGUGUUUUAAAACAGAUAAAAUUGGAUUUGCAACCUGUCUUGGUAAAAAUAAUGAUUUAAAUGAUUAUAUAUUAUCAGCUUCAUUCCUUUCUUAUUAUCAAGUUAGAAAGUAUUACCUUCAUGUAUUUGGUCAAUAUGGACUUGUACCUACAACUGAUUUGAAGUUGUAUGUUAGAAAAAUUAAUCAUCCUUGCUCAGAAAGAUCUGUUCAUCUUUUAUGGAGUGACAUGAUAUCAUCAACAUUUACUGCAGUAGUCAAUACUGUUAACUCAUUAACAAGUUUAUCCUCAUGUUCUCGUCAACCACAACCUGGCACUUGGUUUUUUCUUAAAGGUGCUGAUGAAACAAUUAUGGUAUCUGCUUGUAAUAAUUCAGUUCUUUAUGAUACUUACAUCCAUCUCAUACAAGUCCCAAAGAUAAAUGAUGAUUUAUCUAAUGUUAGUUGUGGUGAAGGUGACAGUACUUGUGUUGGUUAUAGUGAUAGAGGUUGUGGAGUUGCAGCAAAAUUAAUGCAUAAAUUAGAUUCAUCGUAUGACUAUUUUAUCUUUGUUUCAGCAACAGAAAAAACCCAGUUAAAUGUUGAGUUUUCUACAGUUUGUCCAUAUAAUUGUUUAAAUGGAGUAUGUUCUGUAUCUAAAGGAGGAUGUAUUUGUAAUGAAGGGUAUAUUGAGAGAAAUAAUGGGUGUACAAAAUGUGGAAAUGGUGUUGUUGACGAAAAUGAAGAAUGUGACCCAUCUAAUAAAACUGUUAUUGAGUAUUAUUGUUCUGAAGAGACAUGUAUGUGUUCCUUUGGAUAUGUACCUGUCACCAUUAAUGGGAUUACAAAAUGUGCAAUUUCAACAUGUGGAAAUAAUAAAAUAGAUGAAUAUGAAGAAUGUGAUGGUGGAAGAGGAUGUGACCAUUGUCAUUGUAUUGGUGAUUAUUAUGCUUAUGCUAAGGCACGUAAAGACUGUAUUUUACCUUCAUGUGGUAACGGAAGAUUUGAUGCAGGAGAAGAAUGUGAUGGAGGAAAAGGAUGUAUUGAAUGUGAAUGCCAACCAGGAUGGUACUCAAAACAUAGUUCUGAUUGUAGGAGAUACUCUACAAAGUUAAUAGCAUUAACAAUAUUUCUUCCUGGGUUAGGAAUAUAUAUAUGCUUUGCUUUAGUUUUAUUAAUUAUAAAUUCUAUUAAAUAUUCUCUCUUAAUAGACAGGAUUAAAUUCGAAUUAAAUCAACAAAAUAUUAUUUUCAGUGAUGCUAUAAUUCCAUUUGAUUCUGCUGAUUGUUAUAAAAUACCUGUUCUAAAUGAAUAUUUUAAUAUUCAUCCACAAUCUAUCAAUUUUAUGAAUAACAAAACAGAUAUAGAUAUAGGUGUUGUUGUUGAGUCAACUUGUGUUAUUACUAACUUUUCAAAUGAAACAAUGAACUUUAUCUUUCAUGGAAAAAAAGAAUCGAAAUAUGAUUUAGUUUUUACUCCAUGUAGAGGUGUACUUAGAAAGGGUCAAAACAAAGAAAUUAAAAUACAAUUAUUGAUGCAUUGUACUACAAUUCUUAGUGAAGAAAUUAAAGUUACUAUUGGAUUUUCUCAUUUUAAAAAAUUAAUGAACAAUUAUCAACAUCAACUUAGUUUAAAUGGAACAAAACUAGAUAAAUCAAAUAAGUCUCAACGUUCAUUUAGGUCAUCAUUCUCUAGUGUUUCAAACCAAAACUCAACCUCAUCAGAUGAGGUUAGUGUAAAACCAUCAAAAGCAAAACGAUUUUAUGUAACUUUAACUUUAGAAGCUCAAAGUAGUUUAUCAUAUAAAUUAAAUAUUAAUGAUAUUACUACCUAUCAACCUCCAAUAGGUGAAGGAACAUUUGGUAUUGUUUAUAAAGGACAUUGGAGAAGUCUAGAUGUUGCUGUAAAAAUUAUUAAAACUGAUAUUGUAUCUAUUGCUGAUCUCAUACAACCUUUUACUGAAGAAGUUAAAUUAUUAGAAAAAUUACGUUCUUCAUGCAUAGUUUCAUUUAUUGGGUAUUGUGCUGAUGAAGAAACAGUAUGUUUAGUAUUAGAAUUUUGUCCAUUAGGUUCAUUGAAAAAAUAUCUUCAAUCAAUGCCAACUUCAGUUCAUCUUAAAUUACGUUUUUGUCAAGACAUUUCUCGUGGAAUGUUAUAUCUCCAUGAAAAUAAUAUUAUCCAUAGAGAUCUCAAAACUGACAAUGUGUUAGUUUUAAGUGAUAAUCCUUAUGAUGCUGUUGUGUGUAAAGUUAGUGAUUUUGGAACUUCAAAAUGUUUUAUUGAACAAUCAAAUCUAAAAGAAAAAAAAGAUAUUGGAACGCCAAUGUAUAUGGCUCCAGAAAUUCAUUCAGAAGGAAUACUCAAACUUAAAUCAGAUGUAUUUUCAUUUGCAGUUUGUAUGUUAGAAAUAUGGUUAGGAAAACCUCCAUAUAGUAGUGAUGAAUUUCCUAAUGCAGAGUCAAUUUUUAGAUUUGUUUGUGCAGGGAAACGACUUCAUAUUCCUAAAAAAUGUUUAUAUCAUGAUAUGAUCAAGAAAUGUUGGAAAGGAACUGUUGACUCUCGACCUUCUUUUAAAGAGAUUGAAGAAUACUUUGAGGAGUUAGUGCAAACUGUUCGAGAACAUAAAGACCAGACUUAA